AUGUAUCAGCCAUCACUAUGGCAAAUAUUAUAUAUUUUUAUUAUUUAUCAACUAAAUGUUGGAUAUACUCUUGUAAGUUCUUCUGAUGGAACUAAUUUUACACAAUGGUCAGAAGAUGAUUGGUUUGAAACACGUUUUUUAAUCAAUACAAAAUUUAUGUUUAAUCGACAACGUUAUGAAAAUCUUAUUGUUCGUACUCGAAUGAAUGAAUGGUCUUUAGAAUUAUCAUAUGGAAAUCACAGUUAUUCAAAUAAAUUAUGGACAGAAUUAAAUAUAUUUCUUAAUGAUCGUACUAGUCUAAAUAAUUCUAUAUCAGGUCAUAUUAGAAAUAUAUGUCAUCCACCAGUUAUUUCACCGCUAACAAAUGAUUCAAAUACGUACAUACCUGAAUUAAGUAAUAUGGAUACACGUAUAUCAAAUUAUUUUAUAGAUGAUGGAUUUUUUCGUACAAUUAAUUAUAUACAUUGUCAAAUCGAUGAACGACGUCGUAAUCCAUCAUUACAUACACAAUUUAAUAUAUAUUUAGUAACAAAUCGUGAUUUUCAAAGUUUAAUUUAUUUUGAUAUGUCAAAUGCAACACGACAAUCUUUUAUUGAUCUACAAGCAAGAUUUUAUUUACAUAAUUAUGAAAGAAAUUUCAAAUAUAAUUUUAAUAUAUCAGAUAUAAAUUAUUCAUUAGAUUCUAAUACAUCAUUUACUUAUAUGAUUAAAUUAUACAAACAAAGUAAUCAUAAAACAAAUAAUUCGAUGAUUAUAUCUUCGAAUAUUAUAUGUAUUUGUUUUUUACUUCUUUUACUCAUUUAUAAAAUGAAUAUUGAAUAA
Molecule: messenger RNA, 822 nt
Organism: Adineta steineri
Lineage: Eukaryota; Metazoa; Rotifera; Eurotatoria; Adinetida; Adinetidae
Source: the annotation of a GenBank genome assembly